AACGCAUUUCAAUUAUUUUCGAUUUUGCGCUGAGAAAGGUAAGCUUUUUAGUCGAAGCUCAGCGCCUGCGGUAAACACACUGCGAUGCUAACCAGCUACUUGGCGUGCACGAAAUUCCGUUAUUUCAUUUGGGCAACGGUUGCCUUGACGCUAGUGGUGAUUGCAGUGAUAAGCGGCACAACGCUUGCGAGCGGAAUCAACGACGCUGGCAAGUUUCUGACAGCAGCCAAUGACACCACGCCGCCCACAAGCUGCGUUACCUCGUCCGUUGGCAGCGCAGAGGCGCUUGUCAGUAAUCUUUUUGCCGCGAUAAAUACAGCCAAAUGUGAGUUGACAAAUGCCAGCCAAUGGCCUGCUGAUUUUGCAGACGAAGCACUAAGUGAAGGCCUGCAGAAGUAUGACUUCGUCAUUGUGGGCGCCGGUACGGCCGGUUCGGUGGUAGCCAGCCGUUUAACCGAAAAUCCGCGUAUCAAAGUGCUGCUGCUAGAGGCUGGCGGAGAUCCGCCUAUAGAAUCGGAGAUCUUUACAAUGAGCUCUACGCUACAUCACAGCGCCUAUACAUGGACGGACUUUGGCGAACCGAAUCCGAACUGUUGUCAAGGCAUGCAGCAGCGUCGCUGUUAUUGGCCACGUGGCAAAAUGCUUGGUGGCUCGAGCUCUAUGAGUGGAAGUAUUUUUUUGCUUGGCAAUAAGGAAGAUUUCGAUCGAUGGCGUCUAUUGGGCUGCAAUAAAUGGUCGUGGGAGGAAAUGAAAUUUCUAUACGAAAAGGCGCUCAAAGCCUCGCAGCAUGAAGUCGUCGAUAAGCCAGUCGGUGCAAUAGUAUUGAACCACUUUGACCCUCUGGAGCAGCACAAGGAACUAGCGCAACUUGUCUUCAAUGCUAGUAGCGAGCUGGGGUUGCGUUAUAUAUCCAAUUUAGCAGACGGCACAAGCGUUGGCUAUACAGACGCAAUACCCGCGAAUAUAGAAAAGGGAAGGCGCAUGAGCGUUGCAAAAACUUAUUUGGGGCAAGUAUCCCGUUCCCGACCUAAUCUACAUGUUAUUAAGAACGCAUUGGUUACAAAGAUACUCUUUUCUUCAGACAACAGUCGCGCUAUGGGUGUUGAAUUCAUCUUACGAAAUCGCCAUCGCUUAAAAGCUGCCGCUACGAGCGAGGUGCUUGUUGCGGCAGGUGCCAUUAAUUCGCCCAAAUUACUGCUACAAUCGGGCAUUGGUCCAAGCGAGCAUUUGAAGGCCCUGAACAUAAAACAAGUUGCAGAUUUGCCUGUAGGCAAUAAUCUACAUGAUCACGGCAUGCUGCCUUUGAUACUAAGGUUUGAGAGCGAAUUUAGUGUGCCACCCAGUAUGGGCGAACCACAAAGCGUUGCUGAUUAUUUUUUGCGCCAAAUUGGACCACUUGCAGCUAGCAUCAGCAUUAUGGGUUUCAUUAACACCAAUACGAGUAGCAGCAGCCAGUAUCCCGACUUGCACUUGGUUUCGCACACGAUUGUACCUACGGGUAAUGCCGACAGCUUCAAAUUUCUCCAGCUGCGCGAUGAAAUAGUCGCAGGGAUUUCACGCGCGGCCGGCAAUCAGAGCCUCUUACAAAUCUAUGGAUCGUUACUACGUCCUAGUUCGAGAGGCAAAGUGCGUCUUCGCUCGGCCGAUCCUCAAGCGCCGCCACUCAUAUACAAUAACUAUGCCAGCGAGCGCGCUGAUCAGCUCACACUGCUAAGAAAUGUGCGCUUUGUGCAGCGCAUGUGCACCACUGCGGCGUUUAGAAACUACGGCUUACAGCUGUUGCACGUGCCCAUUGAGGAAUGUGAUCAGCUGCCUUAUGACUCGGAUGACUAUUGGAUAUGCUACAUAAAGUACUUGUAUAUCGGUGCUUGGCAUCCGGUGGGCACAUGCCGCAUGGGCGCAGACACUGAUUCGCACGCUGUGGUAGAUCAGCGUCUACGUGUGCGAGGCGUGGACCGGUUGCGUGUGGUGGAUGCGAGCAUAAUGCCGGAAAUAUCGAGCGGCAAUACGAAUGGGCCAACAACUCUGAUUGCCGAAAAGGCAACCAUUAUGAUUGAAGACGACUGGAAGACGAAACUAGCGUGAUUGUUUUCCAUUUCUAGUAUAAUAAACUUAUUUUAGAUGCAAGGUAUUUGCA
Messenger RNA from Bactrocera oleae (olive fruit fly), 2137 nucleotides. Its product is annotated as ecdysone oxidase. NCBI's taxonomy places the organism in Eukaryota, Metazoa, Arthropoda, Insecta, Diptera, Tephritidae. Gene Ontology annotation, molecular function: flavin adenine dinucleotide binding; oxidoreductase activity, acting on CH-OH group of donors. The record is from RefSeq and is a predicted model, not a curated record.